Molecule: messenger RNA, 8304 nt
Organism: Closterium sp. Yama58-4
Lineage: Eukaryota; Viridiplantae; Streptophyta; Zygnematophyceae; Desmidiales; Closteriaceae
Source: the annotation of a GenBank genome assembly
AUGAACCCAACCGCGGGUCGCGACUGCGCGCAGGAGAGUACUGCAGAGAGCGCACGGCUCGAUCCGCCCCGUGCGCAGGGGCCUGCUGCUCCUCGUCCUCUUGCUGCAGCGCGCCCCUCCGCGUCUGAGCCUGUCCCCUGCCUGGAGCGCGGGCUGUCUCUUCCUCUGCGACAUGUUCGGCAGCCUCAUACGCCGGAGUCUUCGUGGGUCCCCGCUCAGAUUGCCUCAAACCGGUCUGCUGCUCAGCCGCGUCAGGAGCGCGGGCGUUCGCCGCCCCGGCAGCAGCCGCGGCAGCAAUCUCCUCGCCGCCGGUCCCCAGAGCGUUGCGAAGAUCAGCGGGACGGCGUUGACGAUCAGCUGUCCCCUGCCGGCCAUCGCUCUCCUCGCCGCCCAUCUCCUCGUGGUCGGGCAGGCCAGCGCUCACCCCGAGCGCGAUCCCCCGAGCCACGCUCUCCGCGGGGACCUCCGGCGACGCGGGGGAGGGGGUCGCCUGGGCGUCGCUGGGAAUCGGGUCGCCGCGAGCAGACCCCCCCGCGUCCGCGCUCGGCAGGUUCCGCGGGCCGGCGGGGCCGGCGCAAUGGCGGAGGGCGUGGCGGUAGUGGUCGCCAGCAGGAUCCUGCCCUCGAUCGCGCCGCGAACACGUUUGUGGAGGUGGUGCGGCAGGCCCAGGCAAGCGGGGGGCCGACUCACGUCCACGUUGAGGUGACCAACGGUCCCCCCAUCGCAGCGGACCCUGGCCAGGUUGCUCCCCUGCGUGCGCCGACCCUGCGUGAUUAUCUGCCAGCGCGUGAGCAGAGGGCUCAGUUCCGCACCCCUCGUCAGCUCCCCAGCUUCUCCGUGCCGCGCUUCUCUGUUGGCCGGACUCCUGGCUGGCCGACGGUGUUUCCGAGCGAAGCACCGACUGCACCUCCCCCCAUUCCCGCGGGGAGAGACCCCAUGCUGACCAUGUGUCGUCUUCUGAAUUUGGUGGAGGCGUGCGAGGUGGUGGCGAAUCUGCAGCUGGCGGUGUGUGGGGCCACGCGGAGCUUUCCGAGCAGUUACGGUCCAGGAUCCCGAGGAUCCUGCGUGUCUUUGGCAGAAUCGCUCGAGUCGUCAUUGGCACCCGUGUCGGAAGCGCCCGCCGGGGUAGCGCCCUUAGCCCGUACUUUCCCCCGCCACAUGGGGGAUCUUGUAGGGGUUGCUCGAGGCGGGACUCCGGUGGACACGCUUCAGUCGUCGGCGCACCUCCUGCUGUCAAUGUCGGCGUGCAUGCGCUCCAUGCUUGAGCUGCAGACGGGCACGAGCGAGGCGGACAAGGUGGCGGCACUGGAGCGCCUCAACAACGCGCUGAGGGAGGAGCUCAAGGAGGCGUUUGAUGAGAACGAGGCUCUGCGCGGCAAGGAGGAGGUGCUGCAGCGGGAGAAGGAGGAGCUCCGGGCGAAACUCGUUGGCAUGGAGGAGCAUGUGAAGAAGGUGGCGGCAGUGGCAGAGCAGUACCGCCUGGAGGUGAACAACACGCGGCAGCUGCAGCGCAGCGUCAACGACCGCAAGCACGAGUUUGACGAUGCGCGGGUGCGGUGCGGAGUGGCGGAGGCAAAGGUGGGCAAGCUGCUGCAGCAGCUGGCGGCCACCCAGCAAGCAGAGUCGGUUCUCAAGGUGCAGGCCGCGGAGCACCACGCUCAGAGCGCCGCCCUCAUUCGGGACCUGCAGGCAUGCAAGGCCGAGCUUGCGAGGAGCGUGGCUGAGAGUGGGAGGAGCGCAGCUGAAGCAGCACAGCUGCGGGCUGAUUUGGAAGUUCUGCGGAAGCAGGUGGAGGAGUUGGUGGAGGAGAGGGCGAAGGCUGAGGGACAGGCGGCAGAGGCAGCAGCUGCUGGGACGGAGAAGGAGAGGGCGUGGGAAGAACAGAGGAAGGCACUGGAAGAGGCUAUAGAGGAGAUGAGGAGCGCGCAGACGGAGGCGGAAGCUGCUGGGAGGGAGAAGGUGCGGGAGCUUGAAGAGAAGAAGAGAUCGUUGGAGGAGUCGUUAGAGGGGAUGAGGCGAAAGCUGGCUGAGGUGGAGGACGCUGGGAAGGAGAAGGAGGGCGCGUUGGAAGAGAAGAUGAGAGAAUUGGAGGAGGAGCUUGAGGAGAUGAAGAGCAAGAAGCAGGAGAUGGAGGAGGCCGCGAGGGGGAAUGUGAGGGAGCUCGAAGAGCAGAAGAGGGUGUUGGAGGAGGAGGUUGAGGGUAUGAAGGGCAAGCAGGUGGAGCUAGAGGAGAAGGUGCAGGCGUUGGAGGUGGAGAGGGAGCUGCUGUGGGCUGCAGCAGAGGGAGGCACCGGGAACAGGGAGGCAGACGGUCAUGCUGACGGCACUGACGGUGCUGAUGGUGCUGAUGGCUCAGAUGCCUCAAAGAAGCGGUCGGAGUUGGAUGAGAGGAUAGCGAGGCUGGAGGAGGAGCUGAGGACGGAGAGGGAGUGGGUGAUAGACCUGGCGGAGAAGGUGGGCGACAGGGACGGGCUGCUGGAGGCUGCUUGCGAGAGGCAGAGGCGGGCAGAGGAGGCGGCGGAGAGGGCGCGGAGGGAGGCGGAGGAGUUCGCUGCUGGGGGGCGCAAGCUGCAGGAGGUGAACCUGAAGCUGGAGGAGCAUCUGUGCUCGGCGCUGCAGGGUCUGCGGGAGGCGAAGGAACGGGUGGAGCGACUGGAGCAGGAGAGGGUGGGUCUGCUGGAGGAGGCUAUAAUGCUGGAGAAGGAAACGGAAGAGGAGCAGCAGGGGGAGGAAGAGGAGAAGGAGGAGGGGCAGCAGGAGCAGCAGGAACAGCAGGAAAGGCAUUCGGGAGGAGGUAGCGGAAGCAAGAGGAGGUGGCAAGAGACCGUGAAGGAUGAUGAUGAGGCAGUGGAGGCACGUGGGGAGGAGGAGAAGGAGGGCGUUCUUAGCCCCAUGACUCUGUGCCUCACAGAGCUUCGUGAUGUGACUAACAGGGCAAGCACUUCGCAAGGAGCAGAUAAAGGCAGCAGCGUAGCAGAUGCAGCAGGGAAGACUGCUGAUGCAUGCGCAGGAGCCGCUGGUUCUGGCCCCAGCCCAAUUCGCCUCGGCACGGCAGCAGACAUGCCCGCGCUACCUGCCUCCGCUUCUGCCAACGCGUUUCUCGCAAACAGGUGGACUCUUCCCUUUGCUGGAGACAACGUUUCUGCCAGCGCUGACAUGGACAGCGACCUGCUCAGAUAUGCAGUCACUGGGGCAGCGGGAGUGCAUGCAGGGGGUGAAGGUACCACGCAGGGUGCGCUGGGACGACGGCUAGAGAAGAAGAAGCGGAGGAGGAGUGCGCCAGUAAGCCAAGCAGAGGCGCAGGCGGAGAAGCUGAGGCUGAUGGAGGUGCAGGUGCGGCACAUGGUGAAACAGCUCGCUGCUGCGCACGCCCAGGUGAAGAGCCUGUCCGGGAGGAUGCAGAAGGCGGGUCCGCUUAUGGUGAGGAUGCGGGAGGUGGUGCAGCAGCUGCGGGCUAAAGGGCAGGCGCUGGAGCUGGCGCUGCUGCAUACGCUGGAAAGGGAGGCGGAGAGGGAGCAGGCGGAGGAGGAUGAGAAGGAGGAGGUUGGGCUGAUGUAUCUGCGGCUGGAGGCGCAGAGGGAUGAGUUAUUGGAGGAGCUGAUGGUGGUGGGGCCGAGGAACGUGGUGCUUUGUGAGGAGUUGAGUGCGGUGAAGGCGAGGCUGGAAGCGGCUAGGGAGGAGAUGGGUGAGAUGGAAGAGGAACGGGCGAGGCUGCGGAGCAAGUUGGCUAGGCUGAGUCGUAGGCUGGAGCAGCUGGUAACGGGGAGAACGGCAGCGGGUGGACCCCUUGAGAGUCAAUUUAGGGUAGAACAUGCAGCUGACGUGGAGGUAGCUGCUGACGUGGAUGAUGCGGAUGAGGAGCUCAUGGCUGACGUGGACGAAGCACUGGCCGUUGUGCGGGAGCAUGUGGGGGAGGUGGAGAGCAGGAACAGACAGCUAGCGGAGCAGGUGAGGGCGCUGGAGCAGCAGUGCGAGAGGCUGCAGGCUAAGGCUGAGGGGGUGGGCAGCAGCAAGACGAGGGCGGUGAGGGCUGUGGGGAAGAGCGAAAACGAGGAGCUGCAGGGCGGUGGGUUGGGCGUGAAAGCUGAAAGUGGGCCACAGCAGGUGGAUGGAGAGCAGGAGCGUGAGAAGAAUGCUGAUGGGCACAAGGGGGAAGAGCAGCAGGGGCAGGAGCAGCAGCGGCUUGUUGGGCAGGUGCAGGAGCUGUUGGCGCGUCUGGCUGCUGCAGAGGAGCAGACCAAGGGCACCAUGGGCCGCGCUGCUGUGGCGGAGCAACGGUGCAGCGAGAUGCAUGCUCGCGUUGCUGCAGUGGUGGCCCGGGAGAGAGCACUGCAGAAGCUGCUCGUGAGCCCGCUGUUGAGCGAUGCCGGGGCUGGGGAUGGAGGGGUUGGAGGGUCUGGUGUUGGGAACAGAGGGAGGAUGGGAGCAGGAGGUGGGGACGAAAUUGUGGAGGGAUGGAAGGCAAGGUGGCGGCAGCUGGAGCAGGAACAGGGAGAGCUGGACUUGCACUUGAAGCAGAAUGGGGUAGAGGAUCAGGAAGGCAAGGAAGAACAGGGGCAUGCAGAGCAGGGAUGUGGGCAGGGAGGGGCGGAAUGCGGUGCAGAGGCUGGUACAAUGGGUGCGGAUGUGGGGCCGGAGCAGAGGCGCAUGCAGGUGGAGGAGGUGCGGGGGGUGUUGGCUCAGGUGGUGCUGGUGGAGAGUCUACUGACCCUCGUGCUGUGCCGGGCUGGGCUCAACGGCCUCUCCUCCCGCAUGGAACCCAAGCUGCGAGCAGGAGAGAUGGUGGGGACAGAAGGGAUGGUGGGGGCAGGAGGGGUAGAAGGGGAAUGUGGUUCGCUCGGCGAGGGAGGCUCAGGUGCUGGUGCAGGCGAGGGAGAGGGCGAGCCAGCGGGGGUAGAUGGACGGGGGAAGGCGGGAGUGAGCGGGUCAGUGGAGGAGGAGCGGACAGGACAAGAAAAGCAAGGAGUGGGAACAGAGCAAGUGGAGGGGGUACUGAAUGCGCUGCAGAAGCAGAGGGUGCUGCUGCUGGGGUUCUUGGGCGUGAAGGCAGAGGGAAGCAGCAAGCUAGAGGAGAGAGAGUCGAAGAAUCUGGUGAGCGAGGAGGCAGAACGAGCUAUAGCGAGUCCCAGUGAGGGGCUAACCCUCCCCGCUCCAGCCGUGGUAUCCAGGCAAGUCAGAAUGGCACAGCAGCUGGUGCGAGCAGGAUUCGAUGCCCUCAUGGCAAACGACGACACCUGCUGGCUGCGAGGGUCCGUGCUGAGAGGCGUGUACGCGCUGAGGAAGCUGGUGGAGGAGGUGGAGGGCAAGGUGGGCGCGUGGGAGGCGCAGUGGGGCGAGCUAGAGCGGGCCUUCCAGCAGCAGAACCGGGAGUUUCUGGAGGUGGGGCGGGCGCUGCAGCGGGUGCAGGGGGAGAAGCGGGCAGUGGAGGGGGCAGUGAGGGAGAGGGCGGAGGAGGAGGUGGGGCGACAGCAGGUGGUUGAGAGGACGGUGCGAGUGGCGGCUGAGGCAGUGGAGGUUGAGAAGGAGAUUGAGGAGAAGCGGCAGCAGGUGGCAGUGGCUGCAGUGGGCGAUGCUGCAGCGUGCUCUGGGCAAGGAAGAGAGCUGAGCAGACGUUUGGAGAAGGAGGUGGAAUGGCUGCAGCAGGUGAAGGAUGCGAAGGAGAAGGAGGUGGUGUUGCUGAUGAAGCGCGUGACAGCGAUGGAGGUGCAGGGCCGGGAGCAGUGGGAGCAGGCAGUGCGGCGGCAGGAGGCUGCUGCGAAGCAGGUGGAGGGGCUGUUGCAGCAGCUGAGGGAGGCGCAGCAGCAGCUGGGUGGGAAGAGCGCCGAGGUGGAGAGGCUGGUGUGGCGGGUGGAGCAACUGGAAGAGGAGGUCAAGGCCAAGGAUGCACAAAUCACCUCUUUGCACAUGCAGCUCGCAGCAGCACCAAAGGCAGUGGCUCUCGACUCCCCUCUCAGACCCCGUCAGCCAGCAGCAGGUACAGCAGACAGAGGCGAAUCUGCCCCUGCAAGCGAGCCCAGGCAGCAGCGGCCCUCGGAUUCAGCUCAGGGGUCACGGCGGGUGCGGCAGCGGCUGGGGAGCGUGCUAACCGCCAUCCACGGCAUGGGGGCCAUCCGGGACGGCACUCGCAGUCCGUUUGGGUUCAGGGGUGUGGGGGCCAGCAAUGAGGGUGCAGCCGCAGCAGCUACUGCUGCAGGUGGUGCUGGUAUCAGUGCUGCUCUGUGUGCCUCCACGUCAGCUGGGUGCAGUGGGCGCGGUGCUGCUGCUUCUGUGAGCUGUGGGACUGGAGGAGGGGAGGGCGAGGAGUUUUACACGCCCAUGACCAAUCUGCCCUUCAGCCCAGAGAGUGGGGGAUACAGUGGAGGUGGGGUGGAGGCCAGUGGUGAAGGCCAGGAUGGUGGUGGUGGUGGGAGUGUGAAGGGGAGCAGAGGGAAGGGGUCUGGAUGGACUGUGGGGCAUGGCGGGGUUGGUGGUGGGAGCACGAAGAAGCGUGGCUGGGGGAGUGGCGUGGGCAAGUGCGCUGGGAGUGAUGAGAAUGCGCCUUUGAUUCCUGGCGGCCCACAAUCAGGUGACGGGGUGAUGGCAUCUGCACCCCUGCACACUCCACCUGUGGCUGCGAGUGCAAGCAAGGUGACUGUCAGAACCGCCUUUGAAGCGCCGGCACCAUUCCGUCAGCUCUCCGGAAAAUGGCAGCAAGACAGGCCACUUUCCGCAACUCGUAGCAGCAGCAGCCGUAACAACAGCAAACGCUGGUCAGAGCCGCGGGUGCCUGUGAUGUGUGCGAAGUGGCUGUUGAAAUCCGAGCCGGAGACGUGGUCAUGGGACGAGCAGGUGGCGAAGGGAGUAGAGCCGUGGGACGGCGUGCGAAACCACCAGGCGGCGAACAACAUGAAAGCCAUGAAGACAGGCGACCUCGCCUUCUUUUACCACUCAGGCAAGGAGCGUCGAGUCAUGGGGAUUGUCCGAAUCUGCAAGGAGUAUUACCCCGAUCCCAGCGACAAAACCGAGAAAUUCGGCAUGGUGGAUGUGGAGACCGUUGAGGCGUUUCCGAGCCCGGUCACGCUGCGUGCUAUUAAGGAGGACUCGCGAUUGAGUCACAUCGCGCUGGUCCGCCAAUCACGGCUGUCGGUGAUGCCUGUUGAUGAAGCGGCUUGGGAUAUUAUCAAGGAUCUUGGGUUUAGAGCGCCGGAAUUUGGUGAAAUGGGAGAUGCGGAUGAGAAGGAAGGCGAGGAAGACGGGGGAGACAAUAGAGGAAACGGAGGAAAGGGACCACAUUCAGAUGGUCGGUGCGUGCACUUGUCAUCCAUCUCCCCGACCGAGGCGCACUCGGUGUAUCGGUCUGGAUGCAUUGCCUUGUGGCCGAGCGACGUCUACCUCGUUGCCAUGGCAGCCCCUGGAGACCUGGACGCUGACGAUGCAGAUGAUGGAGACCCUUCCAGUAGCAACAGGCCUAGGACUAGCCUCGAUUUCUUGAAAGGCAAUGCUUCUGAACCAGGACCCAGCACUUUCGCCGAACCCUAUGUUGACAGUGAGGGGUGGCAUCAUCCAGUGCGCACAGCAGUGCGGCAAUCACCACCGCGCCAGGAGGAGGUAGAGGACGAGGAAGCUGAAUGGCAACGUCCCACGCGCAUUGAGGGGGACCCCGUCGCGCGCGACAACGUGGAAACGACGGAGGUCGUUACCGAAGCACCGGAGUCUUCUAACUCGGUGGCGCUGAAACGACGGCGCUACACGCAGACCACCAUUGGGUUUGCGAGCGGCACGCCUCUCGUGAGGCCUCCACCACCGCCACCUCCCAAGGUCACUCCAGCGCCGUCACCUCUUAAGCUGACUGCAGCUGAACGCGCGGAGGCGAAGUUCCUGGAAGCUCAGCGAAACUACAUCACGAAAUGGCUCCCGCAGUUUGAUUGGCUGUUGCUCGACAAGGGUGAGGAUGGUCUGCCAUGCUUGCGUUGCAGUGUGUGCAGUGAACAUGGCCCAGACAACGCUCGUUACGGGAGGAAUGGAUGUGGCGGACGCGACUUGCAGCCAGCGUCGAUGCGGGUGCACCAGGCCAGCACUCGACACGAGGAGUGCAUCGAGCGGCAGCAGGGGCUUCUGGACAAGUUGGCUGCGCAGAAGAAGAUCGACGACUACGAGAGAGCAGACCCUGAAGGCGCGCGCGUCAUCAGGCUCAUGCGGAGCAUUCAAUUUGUGUGCGACGAGGACGCACCGAUCUCAAUGUACCCAAGGCUCGUGGAGUUUCUGACCAGAGAGGGUGUUUCGGACAUUCCUCUACAGACCUACGGUGUUUAUAUCACGGAGUGA